CCGCCGCCGGCUCCUGCCCCAGCCCAGCCCCAGCUCGCUCCUGCCCGGAUCCCACGCCCGCUGGCCCCGUGCUGCAGCUGCCCAGCCCGGCUUGCUGUCGUCUGCGCUCUCGUCCCUGGCAGCGCCCCCCGCAUCCCGGGAUCGUGCUAGCAGGCCUUCGCGCCCCCCGCGCCCCUUGCACCCCGGGAUCGAUCCGUCCGCCCCGCGCGGCCCAGGCUGCAUCCCCGGAGCGCCGGCCUGCGCCCCCGCUCGCUGCUCCCCGGCACUCUCGGGGGGCCCACCCGCCUGCACCCUGGAGCGCCGGACCGCGAGCCUCUGCCAACUCCUCUGGAUCCUUGCGGCCGUGAGCAGCGGCUGCCGCGCCUGUCUGCCGGAGGGAGGACCUUCGCCACUGCAUUUGCCCGGUAACUCUGGCUGUUCCCCGUGCCCCUUGGCUAAAACGGGCACUCCAGGAACAUGGCAGACGAAGACCUCAUCUUCCGCCUGGAAGGCGUUGAUGGCGGCCGGUCCUCCCAGGCUGGCCACGAUGGUGAUUCUGAUGUGGACAGUGAUGAUGAGGAAGGUUACUACAUCUGCCCCAUCACUGAUGACCCCAGGUCAAACCAGAAUGUCAAUUCCAAGGUUAAUAACUACUACGGCCACCUAACGAAAAAUGAGAGAUAUGGCUCCAGCGGGUCCCCGGCAAGUUCCUUCCAUGUCAAGGAAGCCUGGAAGCACGCGAUCGAGAAGGCCAAGCACAUGCCAGACCCCUGGGCUGAGUUCCACCUCGAGGACAUUGCCACAGAGUGUGCGACGCGGCACAGGUACAACGCUGUCACCGGGGAGUGGCUACAAGAUGACGUUCUGAUCAAGAUGGCGUCCCAGCCCUUCGGCCGAGGAGCCAUGAGGGAGUGCUUCAGGACGAAGAAGCUCUCCAACUUCCUGCACACCCAGCAGUGGAAGGGGGCCUCCAACUACGUGGCAAAGCGCUACAUCGAGCCCGUGGGCAGGGACGUGUACUUUGAGGAUGUGCGUCUGCAGAUGGAGGCCAAGCUCUGGGGGGAAGAAUAUAAUCGACACAAGCCACCCAAGCAGGUGGACAUCAUGCAGAUGUGCAUCAUCGAGCUGAAGGAGAGGCCAGGCAAGCCCCUCUUCCACCUGGAGCACUACAUCGAGGGCAAGUACAUCAAGUACAAUUCCAACUCAGGCUUUGUCCGUGAUGACGACAUCCGCCUGACACCGCAGGCUUUUAGCCACUUCACAUUUGAGCGUUCCGGCCAUCAGCUGAUAGUGGUGGACAUCCAGGGAGUAGGUGACCUCUACACUGACCCACAGAUCCACACCGAGAUGGGCACUGACUUUGGAGAUGGCAACUUAGGAGUCCGGGGGAUGGCGCUCUUCUUCUACUCUCAUGCCUGCAACCGGAUUUGCAUGAGCAUGGGCCUCGCUCCCUUUGACCUCUCGCCACGGGAGAAGGACGCGGUGAAUCAGAACACCAAGCUGCUGCAAUCAGCCAAGACCAUCUUGAGGGGGACAGAGGAAAAGUGUGGGAGCCCCCGCGUAAGGACCCUCUCUGGGAGCCGGCCACCCCUGCUCUUCCGCCUCUCAGAAAACUCUGGAGACGAGAACAUGAGCGACAUGACGUUUGACUCUCUCCCUUCCUCCCCGUCUUCGGCCACACCACACAGCCAGAAGCUGGACCAGCUCCAUUGGCCAGUGUUCAGUGACCUUGAUAACAUGGCGCCCAGAGACCAUGACCAUCUGGACAACCACCGGGACUCUGAGAACAGUGGGGACAGCGGAUACCCCAGUGAGAAGCGGGGUGAACUGGAUGACCCUGAGCUCCGAGAACAUGGCCACUCCAACAGUAGUCGGCGGUACGAGUCUGACGAGGACAGUCUGGGCAGCUCUGGACGGGUCUGUGUAGAGAAGUGGAAUCUCUUCAACUCCUCCCGCCUCCACCUGCCGAGGGCUUCGGCCGUGGCCCUGGAAGUGCAAAGGCUUAAUGCUCUGGACCUUGAAAAGAAAAUCGGGAAGUCCAUUCUGGGGAAGGUCCAUCUGGCCAUGGUGCGCUACCACGAGGGCGGGCGCUUCUGCGAGAAGGACGAAGAGUGGGACCGCGAGUCGGCCGUCUUCCACCUGGAGCACGCGGCCGACCUGGGCGAGCUGGAGGCCAUCGUGGGCCUGGGGCUCAUUUACUCGCAGCUGCCCCACCACAUCCUGGCCGACGUCUCUGUGAAGGAAACAGAAGAGAAUAAAACAAAAGGAUUCGAUUACUUACUGAAGGCAGCUGAAGCUGGCGACAGACAGUCCAUGAUCCUGGUGGCACGAGCUUUUGACACCGGCCAGAACCUCAGCCCAGACAGAUGCCAAGACUGGGUGGAGGCCCUGCACUGGUACACCGCUGCCCUGGAGAGGACGGACUGCGACGAGGGUGGCGAGUACGACGGCAUGCAGGACGAGCCCCGGUACACGCUGCUGGCCAGGGAGGCCGAGAUGCUGUUCACCGGCGGCUGCAGGCUGGACAAGGACCCGCAGAGAUCAGGGGACUUGUACACCCAGGCGGCAGAGGCAGCCAUGGAAGCCAUGAAGGGCCGGCUGGCCAACCAGUACUACCAGAAGGCAGAGGAGGCCUGGGCCCAGAUGGAGGAGUGACCUGCCGGGAGGAUCACUGCCGGUCCCAAGCCAAAGGGCUAGGAGAAGAAGAAGAAAAAAAAAAAAAAAAAAGACUUAUUUAGUUUGGGGAAAGCAUUUUUAGUGUGUUAUAAAUCAACUUUCUUUUUGUAUUUCAUUUUUUGACUCUCGAAAAUGUCUUUGCUACUAGCAGAGACACUACAGCUGUCCCUUAGGGCAGUAUUUUGGGGGGAGUGGGGAUUGAAAAAGCAGCCUAAUGAGCUGACAUGUCAUUUUGAUGUUCUAUUUUUAUUUGUAUUUCCUUUUUUUGUCACAAGAUGUAAGAAAGUGCUUUUUGCCUUGGAUGGCCGAUGUUAGGGCUCAGCUCACCAGCCCUUUCUGGCUGGACUGAAAUCUCAGGCCCCAGAGCCCUGCGUUUUGUAAAUCAGGAAGGGGAGUGUAGGGGCUGCACAUUAACUUCCCUGGGGAUGCGUAUUGUUGUGACUUAGCAUAAGCCUUCUUUCUUGAAGCAUUUGGAAGCAUGCAUGGCUUCUUUUGGUGGAUGUGAGAUUGUACAAUACCCACAGCCCCUUCGGCUGUAGGGAAGGGCUCACUUACUGACUGUUUUCUAAUCUUUUAGUUUUAUUUUCCUUCCAUAAUGCUACUGAUUAAAAUUCCAUUUUUUAA
Messenger RNA from Microcebus murinus (gray mouse lemur), 3279 nucleotides. RefSeq names its product eukaryotic elongation factor 2 kinase (gene EEF2K). The record is from RefSeq and is a predicted model, not a curated record. Gene Ontology annotation, molecular function: elongation factor-2 kinase activity; calcium ion binding; calmodulin binding. Gene Ontology annotation, biological process: response to differentiation-inducing factor 1; myosin II filament disassembly; protein phosphorylation. NCBI's taxonomy places the organism in Eukaryota, Metazoa, Chordata, Mammalia, Primates, Cheirogaleidae.